CUUGGAGGUUCCAAUCCUCCAUACUUACCUUCCCACAGCCUCGUCCUUAACCUUGGGAGUCGCCGGGCCAGCCCGAUCAUCUGUCUGACCCCGUCUCCCCGCUUCGCCACCAUACCUACUACGCGCCAGCCCUCUCUCUCCAUCACGCAAGCGAGCGCGGGGCGAGCACGGAACCGCACCUCGCCAUGGCCGCCAUCCCUACCCCGCGGUCGCCGCCGGCGCCUAUCGUGACGACGGACAAGUGCUUCAUCCGGGGGUUCGCGGCGCGGGACGUGGGGCCGCUGGCGGCGGCGGCGAACCACGCGGAGAUCUCGAUGUACAUGACCAACCGGUUCCCGCACCCGUACACGGCGGAGAACGCCAGGUUCUGGGUCGACUUCGCGGCGGGCCAGAGCCCGGCGGUCAACUUCGCCAUCUGCACGCCCGACGGCGCCUUCGCCGGCUCCAUCGGCCUGACCCCCGGCAAGGACGUCGAGUACCGCACCUGGGAGGUCGGCUACUGGGUCGCCAGGGAGCACUGGGGCAAGGGCAUCGCCGCCAGCGCCCUCGCCGCCUUCACCGCCUGGGCCUUCCACGAGUUCCCCGACCUCCUCCGCAUCGAGGCCGGCGUGCACGGCGAGAACGCCGCCAGCGCGAGGGUGCUCGAGCGCGCGGGCUACGUCCGCGAGGGCGUGCGGAGGAAGGCUGUCUACAAGAGGGGCCAGGUGAGGGACUACAUCAUGUACGGCUUCGUAAGGGAGGAACCGAGGGAGGGCAGUGGCGAGGAGGAGGAGUUGCCGUCCACAGAGAAGACGGCGUAGACUUUGGAGAUCAGCGCAGUCAUCCGGCCCGACGAUACCGGGUCUUGAAGAAUAAUAUCGAGAAUCUAAAUCCGCUGCUUCGGCGAUGUAUCGCCUGCCACUGUAACACACCAAGUUCCUC
Molecule: messenger RNA, 921 nt
Organism: Durotheca rogersii
Lineage: Eukaryota; Fungi; Ascomycota; Sordariomycetes; Xylariales; Xylariaceae
Product: acyl-CoA N-acyltransferase
Exons: 1
Coding region: 186-800 (204 amino acids)
Molecular function (GO): acyltransferase activity, transferring groups other than amino-acyl groups
Source: RefSeq, a predicted model, not a curated record